AUGGCCACCGCCAAUGUUUCCUGUGCGAAUGAGAUUCCGUUCCUCAUGUUUCUUCAAACAGAUGUUUCUCUGCUCAUUUGCGCCGUUUUAAACUGCUUCUUUGCCGCUACAACCACGGUGGGAAAUUUAUUGAUUAUUAUCAGCAUCUUUCGCUCUCCAGCUUUGCGUUCGACGGCAAAUUUUUUGCUUCUCGGCUUAGCUAUUGCUGAUUUUGGAGUAGGCGUGGUAUUAGAGCCGCUGUACAUUACAGUCUUGCUCAAACUUUUCAUGGCUUCGCCUGUCAGUUGCACCUUGGUAGUUUCUUUCACAUCCGUUUCGUCGUUUCUGGUUGUAACUUCCAUGUUUGCCGUCACGGCCAUCAGCCUGGACAGAUACCUGGCAAUUCAUUUCCAUUUGAGAUACAAGGAAUUCUUCACGGAGAAAAAAGUCAUUUAUCUGCAGAUUUCUCUGUGGAUAACAAGCGGACUUCUCACUUUAACAAGGAUGGCGAGUUUUAGAAUCUACCUUGUUAUUGCUUUAAUCAUUGUCAUAGUUUGUCUGAGUAUCAUUUGCCUCGCCUACUGUAAUAUUUUUCUGGUUUUGAGACGGCAUCAAGUUCAGAUUCAAAAUCAAAUGCGCACCACAGAUAGAAUAAAAAACUUGAAGCAAUUGCGAAGCUCGGUUGUAAACACAUUUUACGUAUUUUUCGCACAUCUAGUUUGUUUCUUGCCAUUCGGUUGCCUGACUAUAAUCGCUAACACUUCACGUACACGAAGCAGAGCCGUCAUGUUACUUAAUUUGCUCUCCACGUCUAUUAUUUUAUUUAACUCAUCUUUAAACCCUCUCAUUUACUGCUGGCGCCGACAAGACUUUCGAGAGAAUGUUAAGCAAACUUUAAAAAACCACUGCUGUUUAUGA
Pocillopora verrucosa is the source of this 897-nucleotide messenger RNA. RefSeq names its product adenosine receptor A3-like. Gene Ontology annotation, molecular function: G protein-coupled receptor activity. Lineage: Eukaryota; Metazoa; Cnidaria; Anthozoa; Scleractinia; Pocilloporidae. Gene Ontology annotation, cellular component: membrane. The record is from RefSeq and is a predicted model, not a curated record. Gene Ontology annotation, biological process: G protein-coupled receptor signaling pathway.